UAUAUAUAUAUCCAAGUGAUAUCUUGAUCAUGGAGAGUACAGAUUCGUCGACGGGGUCCCCGUUACCUCAACUCCCUCCGGGCUUUCGUUUCCAUCCAACCGACGAAGAGUUGGUGGUUCACUACCUUAAGAAACGAGUGGCCUCCGUCCCUCUUCCUGUGUCCAUCAUCGCGGAAAUUGAUCUAUAUAAGUUUGAUCCAUGGGAGCUCCCAGCCAAGGCAACCUUUGGGGAGCAAGAAUGGUAUUUCUUUAGCCCGAGGGACCGGAAGUACCCGAAUGGAGCUCGGCCUAACAGGGCAGCGAAUUCCGGGUACUGGAAAGCCACGGGAACCGAUAAGCCGGUGAUGACAUCCGGUGGUACACAAAGAGUUGGUGUCAAGAAGGCUUUAGUUUUUUACGGAGGAAAGCCACCAAAAGGGGUUAAAACCAAUUGGAUCAUGCAUGAGUAUCGCCUUUCUGAUGGUAAAACCAUCUCCAAACCAUGUGAUCCUAUCAAACAAAAAGGCUCUUUAAGGCUAGAUGAUUGGGUAUUAUGUAGAAUCUACAAGAAGAACAAUGUACAAAGGCCUAUGGAUAGCGACAACAUUGAUCAUCAUCAUCAUCAACACAAUAUGAAUGGAAUGUUAUCAUCUAUACCUCCAUCUAUUUCACUAUCAAACAACCAUGUGCAAGGAAUGAUUCUCAAGCCAUCCACAACAACAACAAGUCAUCAUGUACUAGGAUAUAAUACAUUGUUAGAGAAUCAUGAACAAAACCUCAUGUUCGAUACUUCUAGGAUGAACACAAACGAUAGUGAUCAAACAAACACAAACACUUGUAAUCUCCUUCCGGUCAAAAGAUCCCUUUCCGCUGGCCUUUUUUGGAACGAAGACACUUCAGGAGGCAAUAACAAUACGAAAAGGUUUCUCACGGCCGAUCAGAGUACUAGUGAUGUGAGUGUCAUGGCCGGCGCCACGAGAGCAACGGAAGAAAACAGUGGCUCGAUAGCAAGUUUGCUUAGCCAAUUACCGCAAACACCACAAAUGCAACAACAAGCAAUGUUGGGGUCGCUUGAAGAUGGCGUUUUUCGGCAACAAUAUCAAUUACAGGGCAUGAAUUGGUACUCUUAGAUCAGUUUUGGAAAGUUGGUGUGAACGAUUUCCAUAAUCUUCUUUUCCAUGAGUCACUUCAAAAACCCUAAAAGGUAAAAAUGAUCUUUAUAUAUACUUUUUUUUUAUGCGCAAUGCAGCUGUUUAAUUAAUUAAUUUAUUAAACUUGUACAACAUAUACAUAUGUACUUUACUAAAUUCUGUAAUAUAUAAGGUAGAAAUGAUUUAUACAUACAUA
This is a messenger RNA of Erigeron canadensis, 1326 nucleotides long. Its product is annotated as NAC transcription factor 25-like. The coding region runs from base 30 to 1109 and encodes 359 amino acids. The record is from RefSeq and is a predicted model, not a curated record. The transcript is spliced from 3 exons. NCBI's taxonomy places the organism in Eukaryota, Viridiplantae, Streptophyta, Magnoliopsida, Asterales, Asteraceae. Gene Ontology annotation, molecular function: DNA binding. Gene Ontology annotation, biological process: regulation of DNA-templated transcription; system development.